Cydia splendana is the source of this 1747-nucleotide messenger RNA. RefSeq names its product pyrethroid hydrolase Ces2e-like. The coding region runs from base 250 to 1737 and encodes 495 amino acids. The record is from RefSeq and is a predicted model, not a curated record. The transcript has 5 exons. Lineage: Eukaryota; Metazoa; Arthropoda; Insecta; Lepidoptera; Tortricidae.
GCUUCCGGUAGCCGACUGUACACACCUAUUGCAAAAUAUGCAGACGGGAUAGAAUUAAAUCAUUCGCAGGACACGCACCGGUGACUCACUGUGGAGGCACGAUGCGUUGCAGCGAUAAUCGCCCGUCGCUUAUUGAAUACUGACAGUUCCACAAUAAAAGCUAAUUGCUCAACCAGUAAUAGCGAAAAUUUGCAACAAAGUAUUCGCAACGAGUCCAGUAACAUUCUAGUGUUCGGCAAGGUGUGGGAUAUGUUCAGUUUGUUGGUUUUGACGUGUUUGGUGGUGAGGAGCGAGCAGAAUGUGGUGCAGACGGCGCAGGGGAUGCUGCGGGGGCAGGCUGGCGAUGGGGUCGUGUCCUACCGAGGGAUCCCGUAUGGCACGCUCCGGGAAGAUGCCAGGUUUAAGCUAGCCGGUCUGGCUCCGUCAUGGGCCGGGUUUCGCGAGUCGGAGAAGCCGACGUGUUCGGCGUCGUCCGCGGAGCAGUGCCUGCAGCUGGACGUGCACGUGCCAACGGCGGCCGCGCCCUGGCCCGUGCUGGCGUGGGUGGCCGGCGGCGGCGGGCCUUACGACCCCGGCCUGCUGGUGCGGCAGGGGGUCGUGGUGGUCGUCAUACACCACAGAUUAGGUCCAGUGGGAUUUCUAUGCACGAAGGAGGAACAGAUACCAGGCAACGCCGGUGCAAAGGAUGUGGUGUCAGCGCUGCGAUGGGUGCGGGACAACAUCGUGGCGUUCAGAGGAAACCCUGCGAAUGUAGUAGUGGGCGGGCAGGGCUUCGGGGCUGCGAUCGUCGAGGGCCUGACUCUCAGUCCUAUGGCUGAGGGCCUGUUCCACGGAGCUAUUAUGCAAAGCGGGACGAUAUUAAGCCCUUGGGCUUUUAAUUACAACUCGACUGAACGCGCCCUCAUGCUUGGAAAAUUGUAUACCGGCAGUGACGCGAUCGCGUCAUCUUUAAUCAAAGCUGAUGACGUCGAUUUAGCAGACAAGGCUGACAAGCUCAACUUGCCUUACUACCCCUUCGGAAUGUGUACAGAGAAAGCUUUUAAGAGGGAAGAGAGAUUUCUUUCUGAGCCGCCGUUCGAUUCGCUGUCGAAUCACAAAGUACGAAGUGUUCCGAUGAUUAUAGGGUUCAACAGCGAGGAAGGAUACGUCUUUGUGGCAAUGUUGAAAGCAUUGCGAAUAUUGAAGAGGAUGGUCAAAAAUUUUAAUAUUUUACUUCCGGAAGAAUUCAAGAGUUUGAACGACAAAGAAUUGAAGCGAAUUAAAGAGAUUUACUUUGAUGGCAAAGUUAAUAUGUCUGACGUUCUCGCAUAUCAUAGAGACGCGUAUUUUGUAAGCCACAUACACCGCAGUGCGCGGUUACACGCCGCGUCCGCGCCGGUGUACUACUACCAGUUCUCACACUCCGGGGCAUGGGGCGUGGAACCCGAGCGAGGGAUCCCCAAGACCGGGGCUGCCCAUGGAGAUGAACUGGCGUUACUGUUCCCGGAUAAAGGGCAGGAGUUGGAAGGGGAGGAUGGAGAGGUGCAACGCGCGAUGGUUCGACUUUGGACUAACUUUGUCAAGUAUCUGCAACCAACGCGCGACGAAUCGCCUCGCUGGGAGGCAAGCACCGACAACCUUCUAGACAUAACUGCUGGCAGCACAACCAUGCGGCCCUUCCCACACUCCCGGGCCUGUCGUCUCUGGGACGACCUCUACGAGCGGCACUACUACAACAGGCUACGGAACAAUGGCUAGGAUUCUAACC